Gilbertella persicaria is the source of this 2499-nucleotide messenger RNA. Its product is annotated as elongation factor 2. Bases 1 to 2499 code for a protein of 832 amino acids. Gene Ontology annotation, cellular component: cytosol; ribonucleoprotein complex. NCBI's taxonomy places the organism in Eukaryota, Fungi, Mucoromycota, Mucoromycetes, Mucorales, Choanephoraceae. Gene Ontology annotation, molecular function: GTPase activity; translation elongation factor activity; ribosome binding. Gene Ontology annotation, biological process: translational elongation. The record is from RefSeq and is a predicted model, not a curated record. The transcript has 2 exons.
AUGGACAAGGUGACCAAUGUCCGUAACAUGUCUGUGAUUGCUCACGUUGAUCAUGGUAAAUCUACCUUGACAGAUUCCUUGGUCUCGAAAGCAGGUAUCAUCUCCAGUGGUCGUGCAGGUGAAGCUCGGUUCAUGGACACCCGUAAAGAUGAACAGGAACGAGGUAUCACUAUCAAAUCCACAGCCAUCUCCAUGUACUUUCAAAUGGAAAACGAACAAGACUUGAGCGAAAUCAAGGGUCAAAAGACAGACGGGCGUGCUUUCUUGAUCAACUUGAUUGACUCGCCUGGUCAUGUUGAUUUCUCUUCCGAAGUCACUGCUGCGCUUCGUGUAACCGAUGGUGCAUUGGUCGUUGUUGACUGUAUUGAUGGUGUUUGUGUUCAGACAGAAACUGUCUUGAGACAAGCUUUGAAUGAACGCAUUAAGCCGGUCAUUUGUCUGAACAAGGUGGAUCGUGCUCUUUUAGAACUUCAGUUGGAUAAAGAAGAACUCUAUAAUUCUUUUGCUCGUACGGUGGAAUCUGUCAAUGUGAUCAUUUCUACCUAUGUGGAUGAAGCCUUGGGUGAUUGUCAAGUCUAUCCUGAAAAGGGCACAGUGGCUUUUGCUUCUGGUCUUCAUGGCUGGGGAUUUACACUACGUCAGUUUGCUAACCGUUAUGCAAAGAAAUUCGGUGUCGACAAGAACAAGAUGAUGUCUAAACUCUGGGGUGAAAACUACUUUAAUCCCAAAACCAAGAAAUGGACUACCAAAUCCGUCGAUGCUGAAGGUAAACCACUUGAACGCGCCUUCAACAUGUUUGUCUUGGACCCCAUCUAUCGUCUGUUCGAUGCCAUCAUGAACUUCAAAAAAGACCAAACCUCUACACUGUUGGACAAACUCGAGAUUUCUCUUGCGAAUGACGAAAAGGACUUGGAAGGCAAAUCGUUACUCAAGGUCGUGAUGCGUAAAUUCUUGCCUGCUGGUGACGCCUUGUUGGAAAUGAUCUGUAUUCAUCUACCUUCGCCUGUGACUUCACAAGCCUAUCGCUGUGCUCAGCUGUAUGAAGGUCCUAUUGACGAUGAAUGCGCUGUGGGUAUUCGUGCUUGUGAUCCUCACGGUCCUCUGAUGCUCUAUGUCUCCAAGAUGGUACCUACUUCUGACAAAGGUCGAUUCUAUGCCUUUGGUCGUGUCUUUUCCGGUACCGUUCGUGCAGGUAUGAAGGUCCGUAUUCAAGGUCCCAACUAUGUCCCUGGUCAAAAGAAUGAUCUGGCCAUCAAGUCCAUUCAACGCACAGUGCUUAUGAUGGGUCGUAAUGUCGAAGCCAUUGAUGAUUGUCCUGCAGGCAACAUUAUUGGUCUUGUCGGUGUCGAUCAAUUCUUGGUUAAGUCAGGCACUAUCACGACCUCUGAAACUGCGCAUAACAUGAAGGUCAUGAAAUUUUCUGUCUCGCCUGUCGUCCAAGUCGCUGUCGAUGUCAAGAACGCUAAUGACUUACCCAAGUUGGUCGAAGGUCUCAAACGGUUAGCCAAAUCCGAUCCUUGUGUUUUGACAUUCACGUCGGAUUCAGGCGAACACAUUGUCGCUGGUGCGGGUGAACUUCAUUUAGAGAUUUGUCUGAAGGAUCUGGAAGAAGAUCAUGCUCAAGUACCUCUCAAGACAGGUGAUCCUGUGGUUCCUUACUGUGAAACGGUCACGGCUGAAUCCAGCAUUGACUGUCUAAGCAAGUCGCCUAAUAAACACAACCGUAUCUACAUGCGCGCCUUGCCUCUGGACCCUGACCUGGCUAACGAUAUCGAAAGCGGUAAAGUCUCUGCCAAAGAAGACUUCAAGACCCGUGCUCGUGCGCUUGCUGAUCAGUACGAAUGGGAUGUCACUGAAGCACGCAAGAUUUGGUGUUUUGGUCCUGAUGGCACAGGUCCUAAUGUGAUGGUCGAUGUCACCAAGCAAGUACAAUAUCUAGGUGAAAUUAAGGACUCCUGUGUCGCUGCUUUCCAGUGGGCUACUAAAGAAGGACCCUUGGCCGAUGAAAACUUGCGUGGAUGUCGAUUCAAUCUGUUGGAUGUCACUUUACAUGCCGAUGCUAUCCAUCGUGGCGGUGGUCAGAUCAUUCCUACUUGUCGUCGUGUGAUCUAUGCGUCAGUCUUAACAGCCACACCGGGUAUUCAAGAGCCCAUGUAUCUGGUCGAGAUCCAGUGUCCUGAAUCAGCCAUCGGUGGCAUCUACUCGUGUCUGAAUCGUCGUCGUGGUACUGUCUUUUCAGAAGAACAAAAAAUCGGUACACCCAUGAUGACCGUCAAGGCGCAUUUACCUGUGAAUGAAUCGUUUGGUUUCACAGGCGAUCUUCGUGCAGCCACAUCAGGCCAAGCCUUUCCUCAAGCUGUGUUUGAUCACUGGGCAUCCAUGUCAGGCAACCCUUUGGAACCAGGCAACAAGGUCUAUGAUAUUAUUCGAAAUGUACGUAUCCGAAAAGGAUUGACGCCUGAUAUUCCUGGCUUGGAUAAAUAUUAUGAUAAACUAUAA